AUGGAAGCUACUAGUUUGUCGCCUGUGAAGCGACGCGCCGUGCUUGGUGCAAAGGACGCGAACGCGGCUCUGGCAACGCCGAAUACAAACAAAGUGGCGAGGAUAGGAACGCCAAUGCUUUCAACGCCUUCAACUCUCUUGGUGACCAGUCCAUUGAGAGAAGUUUCGUCAGAAAAGGGAAAGAAGAGAACAGCAGAAGAGGGCGGCCAAGAGGUUGCGGAUGAGAGUCCGGAGACCAAGAAGGCGUGUGUUGAUGGGGCUGCGCGAUCACGGUCGCCUAGCAUUGAAACGAGCUCUCUCUUUGAUACUUCUGCCGGGGACGCUUCCUGGGCCACUGCGCCAACAGAGCCAGACUCGGCCAUGGCAACUGCAGACACACCACUAUUCGCUACAAGACCCAGAGCAAUGACAAGAGAGCAGGCAAGAGAGAAAGCAGAGAUUCUCCGAUUGCGACUCGGCCUCGCAGGAUACAAGCUGCGCACCGGCCAGACAACAAUUCCCCUCUCCGAACUCCAGCGCAGACCCCUCCCUCCAUCAACAAUAACACGCAAACGAGCAAGCACCACUACCCACGCGAAACCGACGAAUACACACAGCAGGGCCCAAAGCGCGGAUUCAAUCCCGCAGGUGCCCGCGCUUUCGCAGGAAUCAACCACCACGUCGGUUGCGUCUGGCGCCAUGACCUUGCCUGCUUCUCAGGAGAGCGUCAUUGUAGAGACGAGGGGAAACACGCCUGACCGCGAAGAAGCCGGAAAUGUUGAAAGGGACAAGGCGGUUAUGCUUCCCAUUGGCGAAUUGGAUUCUCCUUCCAAGUUCUUCCAGUCUAGCCCGGCGCCUGCACCGGUAUCUUCGCUGAGGAAUGGCGAUCAUGACGCAAUUUCACACGAAUAG
This is a messenger RNA of Trichoderma gamsii, 891 nucleotides long. RefSeq lists its product as hypothetical. The record is from RefSeq and is a predicted model, not a curated record. Bases 1 to 891 code for a protein of 296 amino acids. Lineage: Eukaryota; Fungi; Ascomycota; Sordariomycetes; Hypocreales; Hypocreaceae. The transcript is spliced from 4 exons.